This is a messenger RNA of Humulus lupulus (European hop), 845 nucleotides long. Its product is annotated as protein yippee-like At4g27745. The transcript has 4 exons. The coding region runs from base 311 to 631 and encodes 106 amino acids. NCBI's taxonomy places the organism in Eukaryota, Viridiplantae, Streptophyta, Magnoliopsida, Rosales, Cannabaceae. The record is from RefSeq and is a predicted model, not a curated record.
UCCAUUAAAAAGAAAAAGAAAAAAAAGAAAGCAAAAUUCAGAGAGACGAUUCUAACCAUUUCUGAAUUUAGUGAGCUUAGAGAACCCUAACACUCUCUCUCUCUCUCUUCGAGUCUCAUCAGCGAGAAACCAAUAUGAAAAAUUCUCUACCAGCCUCUACAGAUUAUUGGCCCCAAUUUUAGUCGGUUGUGAUAAUCUUAUUAGUACAUUUGUUGUUGAAAAAAAAGAAAGAAGGUGUUGCUCUCAAAAGGGUCUUCAUUUUGGGUGGUUUGCAAGCUGGUCUUUGUUUUGUUAUAGUCUUCCAACACUGAUGGCAGACUUGGUUGGGCCGAGGCUGUACAGUUGCUGCAAUUGCCGGAAUCAUGUUGCUCUUCACGACGAUGUCAUUUCUAAAGCUUUUCAGGGAAGGAAUGGCCGAGCCUUUCUGUUCUCUCAUGCGAUGAACGUCAUGGUGGGGGCUAAAGAGGACAGGCAACUAAUGACUGGUCUCCAUACGGUUGCUGAUGUCUACUGCUCUGAUUGCCGAGAAGUGCUUGGUUGGAAGUACGAAAGAGCCUACGAAGAAACGCAGAAAUACAAGGAAGGAAAGUUCAUACUCGAGAAAUCGAAAAUAGUAAAGGAAAACUGGUAGUUAACAAUGGUGGAUUCAUGGUAGUUGACAAUGGAGGAUUUUGAUUUUUCCAUCAAGAUAUUGGUGAGUGUGUAAAGGUUACUCGUACGUACUUGUAUUCUCAUAAACUGAAAAUAUCUUUAGGUCAUUGGUCAUGGUUGUGCAUUGUUCUUGUGUGGAUAUUUGUAUUGGAUUGGAUGAUUUGUUUUGUUAAUAAAAUGUGAAUAACUCUCAA